AAUUUCGUCCAACGAAUUUUUCAAUUGUCAUUCUCGUCGUAUAACCCCAGAGUUUUAAUUUUCUUUGCGCAAUCUAGAAGUUCUAAAAUACUUAUUGUGUUAAAAAAUUGAUAACGCUUUGUUACUACUCAGUUAUUGUAGUAUAAAUAGAGUGGAAACUUUCAGACUUAUACAUUAGAGGAACAAAGACUUAUGGUCAACAUGUCUGCUCGAGACAUUUACUAUUCUGAGAAAUAUUAUGACGACGAUCACGAAUACAGGCAUGUAGUGUUACCAAAGGAGAUGGUAAAGCUUAUUCCAAAAAACCACUUAAUGACCGAGGAUGAGUGGCGCAGUAUUGGUGUGCAACAAAGUCAUGGAUGGGUACACUAUAUGACACAUCAGCCAGAGCCUCAUAUUCUACUGUUUCGAAGAAAGAAGCCUCCAACACAGAACAAGUAAUUUUUAAUUGACAAAAAAAUCUAGAUGUAAAAUUAAUUUAAGUUUGCUCAUAACAAUUUUUUUAAAUAUGCAUGAUUAUUGAUGUGGUCAACUUCUCCAUUAUUCGUCUUGUAGCAUAAUCUAACAUAUUAUGCUUAAAUAGUGUUCACUGUCCUGAAAUUGUUUAUUUGUUAUGAGCUACUAUGAUCUUCAUUCCUGAUUUUAAGUCAUUAAUUUAUAAGUUUUUUAACACAAAUCAUCAAUAAUGUAUCAUUCUUUGCAGUAGUUUAUUAUAUUAAGUUUGACAAGAUAUAAUUAUUGCAGCUUCUCUGAGCAACGGUAAUGCUCACUUAGCACUCUUUUAAGAAUAUGGUUUGUUAGUUUUAAUCAAAUUUUGUACAAAUAAAUGUUUGGUGCUAUGUUA
Molecule: messenger RNA, 844 nt
Organism: Pieris brassicae (large cabbage white)
Lineage: Eukaryota; Metazoa; Arthropoda; Insecta; Lepidoptera; Pieridae
Gene: Cks30A
Product: cyclin-dependent kinases regulatory subunit
Exons: 3
Coding region: 193-441 (82 amino acids)
Biological process (GO): regulation of mitotic cell cycle
Cellular component (GO): cyclin-dependent protein kinase holoenzyme complex; SCF ubiquitin ligase complex
Molecular function (GO): cyclin-dependent protein serine/threonine kinase activator activity; ubiquitin binding; protein kinase binding
Source: RefSeq, a predicted model, not a curated record